AUGGUAAUCUUUCACAGGAAGUCAGGCUAUACCAUUGCAGAAGAAACCACAGGAGAGAAGCUGACCUUGUGCGCUAGAAGUCAUUUUAGGUUACAGUGGGCUGCUCGUCACUCACAGAAAAGCCACUCAAGUGUUGCUGUUCGGUGUACGGCAGAAGAAGAAAAACUGCAGAGUUUUUAUUUCUGUUGCCGAAUACAAACUAAAGACGCAGAGUUUGCUGGAUGCCUGCUGACGCAGGUGUGCACUUUUGUUCAAGUCUUCAGAAAAGCCGCGGUGAGAAGGAGCAGCUAUGAGUUCGCUGUGAUAAUGGAUCGCUUCAAAGCAGACCGGAACAGAGCUCUGACAUGUGGUGACAUUGACGGCAAGAUGGAGCCUGAGUAUGAUGUGGUGGAUGACCAGGAGGAAGUGCACAAUGUGCGCAUAUUUCCUGCUAGGCCUAUAAAUGAUGAGAGAGAGUAUGCAGACAGGGAUGUUCAGUGGCCAUCAUCUGCUCAGAACCUGUCAUCAAUCUCUUCUCCAAGACCCCUUCCGAGAUGUCCGCCCAGAGAGACCCCUCAAAAUAAAGUUCCAGUUGUAAAUAGAGACAUAAAGCCAGGACGGCAAAAAGUUAAACUAGAUAGGAGGCCCCUACCUUUGAACCCAGAAGAGCAAGUAAACAUCUGUCAUUCUCACAGAAGUUCUUUGCCACACCCAUCUUCUGCCUUGGAUGUAUCUGACAACCUUGCUGGGCUGGCUGUACAUGAAACCUGCAGGAGUGAUAGACAAAUGAGAAACACUGAAAAGGCAGACUUCAGAUCACAUUCCAGAAGUCCACAGUCUACUAAAGAUGAUCCAGGCAUGCUGAGCCAUCAACGACAUUCUUUGGAUUUGGAGACUCAUGACUUAGAAAAUAGGUCACAUCAACGUGUAGAAGGGAUGGCGUCCAGACGUCAUCACCAUGAGUGGCCUCAAACCAAAGAAGACAUUGAUCAAAAUGACUUUUUUCCAAUGGACAAGCCUAACACCUACUGUGAGGAAGACUGGUAUGUUGGACAUUGUAAUCGCACAGAUGCUGAGCACGCCUUGCACCUGGUGAACAAGGAUGGGGCAUAUUUAGUUCGAGACUGCUCCAAUAACACCAACAGUGAACCCUUGGUAUUGGUCGUGUAUCAUGAGAAGAAAGUAUAUAAUGUAAAAAUCCGGUUUAUUGGGUCCCUUGGGAAGUACGCACUUGGAACAGGCCAACGAUCAAAUGAUAUGUUUGAUUCCGUAGCAGGAAUCAUCAAAUUCCAUUCCAUUUUUCCAAUAACACUCGUGAGCGGGAGAAACACAGCAACCAGCAAAAGCCCAGAGAACUGUGUGCUGACAUGUCCAAUAACCAAAAGUGAUGUUGUACAGCUCCUACAGUAACGUCUGCAUCUUCCAGCCAAGAAAAUGCUUUCAUCUCAAGCUAUUUCCCACAAUACCUUUAAAUUUCUGAGAAAAAUGUUGCACAUAGGUGUUGUUCAGGAUGGAGUGCCGAGACCUGGUUAUCUUCAGUUGCACAAUUUAUGAUGACAUUGAAGUUGGUAUAUGAUUUGUUCCUAAUAACAAUAAUAAAAAUUAUUCUUAUUCAUUUGCCUC
Messenger RNA from Poeciliopsis prolifica (blackstripe livebearer), 1602 nucleotides. Its product is annotated as cytokine-dependent hematopoietic cell linker. Gene Ontology annotation, biological process: intracellular signal transduction; cell surface receptor protein tyrosine kinase signaling pathway. The transcript has 18 exons. The record is from RefSeq and is a predicted model, not a curated record. Bases 1 to 1389 code for a protein of 462 amino acids. Lineage: Eukaryota; Metazoa; Chordata; Actinopteri; Cyprinodontiformes; Poeciliidae.